AUGUCUGACGAUGAUCCAAUAAUCGAUGGUCGUCCAUUAUCAACGCUAAAAGUUGCUGAAUUGAAGGAUGAGCUUGAAAGAGUGGGUCUCGCCACGAAAGGCGUCAAAGCUGUUUUGCAAGACAGAUUGAGAGAGGUGAGUGUUUUCACUUGUUUUUGGGCUAUAAAAAAGUUUGAAAGGGAAUUCAUUUUGAUGAUGAAAUAGAGGAAAAUUCACGAAAUCAAUCGAUAAAACCUGAAAUCAAUUUUUGUUUUAGUUUUUGGCUGGAGAUCGUGUACCGAUUGUGAAACAAGAAAGUCCAUUGGUUGCCGAAUAUCGAGCCAAACAACAAAAAGCAUUGGCUGAAGCAAGAGCUGCGGAUCGUAAGAAUUUAGGGGAACUUUUUGGGUAAAUUUUGAUAAAAAAUAUAAAAAUUUGCUGGUUUUCUUUGAUUUUGAGCUGAAAAAUCGUACUUUUGAUGUAAAACUUGAAAUUUCCAAGAUUUUCAUCUAAAAAUGUGUGAAAAUUCAAAUUUUCUUCCAGCGCGAAACAAAAAAGUGGAGGAAGAUCAACAAGUGAGCUCAACAAAACCAGCACCAGAGGAAGUGGCCAAAAAAUUGGAAGAUGAACCAGUUAAGCCAGUUGAGCCCGAGCCACAAGUUCAGCCGGUCUUGGCUGCAGUUCAGGCUGAUCCAGAGCCGGAAGCCGAAGUCUCGUCAUCCGGAUCUUCGUCUUCAACUUCAGAAUCCUCGUCUUCGAGUUCGUCCGGAGCUUCGUCGGCAAAUUCGACGCCGCGGAAAUUGGAAGAGCAAGAAGAAGCGGAAAAUGUGGAAAAAAUUGAGGAAGAAUUAGAGAAGGAAGAGGAGGAAAAAGAAGAAAUUGAGGAGGAAAAUGGAAAAGAUGGUGAGGAAUUUUGAGAGCAGGAAAUACUGUAUGUACCUUUGAAAACCCGACAUUUUGUGGAAAAAGUUAGAAUUUGGGGGAAAAAUAAGGCUUCUUUGCACAAAAAUUGAGGUCAUACGGUAUGUACCUUUAAAAAUCCACUGUUUGGAGAAAAUUAAGAGUCUCUAUGUAGAAAAUAGUGAAUUUUUUCAUUAAAAAAUUUUGCUGUUUCAAGUUUUUCAUUUUGAAUUUUGCUUCCAAAGUCUUCUGAUCAACAUAAUAAUUUUUUUCAGAAAAAGAAAAUGUGGAAGAAAAAGAAGAAAAUGGAGACGAAUUGGAUUAUGGAGAUGAAGAGGAGACUGUGACAAAGGAAAAGGUCAGUUUUUUUCGAAUUUUUCACUGUUUUAAAAAUUUGAUUUGAUAAAAUUAACCUUUUUUUUUGACCGAAAAACAAUUUGAAAAUUAAUUCAAAUUAUUUUUAUAUUUUUCAAAAAUCGCUAAAAUUUUCAGCCAGUCACAACUGCCAAAACAACAUCUGAAAAUGGAGAGAAAAAUGAAGAAGAAGUGAAAAAGAAAGAAGCGGAUGUCGAGAAGGAGGAAAAGGUGCGCGAGGUUUCGAACCGUCGCGCAACUUCUCCUUCAUCUAGGUCAGUUUUUUUUUGGGAUGAAUUCAGAAUUCUGGAGAAAAGUUAUCAAAAAAUCUGUACAGAAUUGAGCUGAAACACCUGAAAUUUCACAAAAAUCUCGAUUUUGUUCCAGACAUCCAGUGUCGGAUAUUGUUCACAUUCGUGGUUUGGUUCGUCCGUUCACCGAAAACAAUUUGCGCGCAUUCAUCUCGUCUCACGGUGGAGAAAUUGUCGAUUUUUGGAUUGAUAAAGUCAAAAGUCAUUGUUUUGCAAAGGUUUGUUGAGCGGGAAAUUAAAAAUAGAUUUUUCAUAAACCUGGAAAUGUUAGGUUUCAAGAUUUUUAUUAGUUUUUGACUUGAUUUGUACAUCCUAUUAUCAAUCGAAAUUUGUUCCAAAAUUCAAGAGAAUCCUGAAACAGUACAUUUUUCAAACUAAAAAUAUCUGGUUUUUGGGCAAAAACUUGAAUUUCAAAUUUUGAACGCAGAAAACAAAUUCCUCAUGGAUUUUUUCGCUCUAAGAACUCGAAAAUCAAAUAUUUUCUUAUUUCUACACGGAUUUUUUGAACCCGGAAAAUUUAGGUUUAAGAAAAAUGUUAUAAAUUUUCAGAUGAAUUCUGAGUUUGAUAUUUUAAAUGAAUACGGACCGAAAAUUGAACUGAAAUUUGAAACAGUAAUUUUUGCAGCCUAAAAAUAUCAAUGAAUAAUUCAGGGAAAUUUUUUGGGGCAAAAAUUUAAAUUUUUACACUAAUUUGAAGUUUCCACGUUGAUUUUUCGACCGCCAAAAUUCUAAAUUCUGAUUUUUCCCUAUUUCUACACGGAUUUUUUGAACCCGGAAAGUUAGGUUUCAGAAAAAUUUUAUACAUUUUCAGAUAAAUUCCGAGCUGAGUAUGGAAUCAUUUUUCCAUUUAUUUUCUCAAAUUAAGUUUUAACUUUGAAACAGUGAGAAAAAUUAUGAUCUUCAUCCAAAAUUAUUGAGUUUUCACGUGGAUUUUUGGCCUGAAAACCUCUGAAACAGUAAUUGUUUUUACAGCUGACAUCAAGCGAAAAUGCGGGAAAAGUAUUGACAGCAAUGCAUGAUACACAUUGGCCGGAAAGUAAUCAGAAAUUACUUGUUGUUGUUCAUGACACUGAAGAUAAUGUGAGUUUUUUUGGGUGGAAAUUUGCUGAAAAGAGCUGAAACUUCGAAAUUCAAGCUCAAGCUUCAAAAAAUGCCCAAUUUUUCAGAUGAAUCGAUACAAAGAAGGUCGCGGCGAGGCAAAAUUGCCUGAAAUAGUGACUGUUGGAAGUUUGACGGGUGCAAAACGAGCCGAAAGAUUGUCAUCGAAUCAAUCUUCAGUGGUUGUUGAUGGAAAAUCGAAUUUGAGGAUUACGGUAGGGUUUUUUGGGGGGAUUUUUGGAGGAAAAUUGGCAUAAGAAAUAUCAAAAAAUUUGGAUUUUUUGUGAUUAUGAGUUUUUUGAAACAGUGGGAAAUAUUGGAAAAUUAUUAUUUUCUAUUGAAAAUUUUUUUAAUUAAUUGAUGAAAAAAAUUAAAUUUCAAAAAUUAGAAUAUUUUGAAACUGUGAAUUUUUUUUUUCGAAAAAGUGAGAUUUUCUACAAAUUUACGGAAUUUAUGGUGAAUUCAGUUGAUUGAUUAUUUCUUUUGGAAAAUUUGAGAUUUCCUGAUUUUUUUGAAACAGUGGAAUAUUGCAAAAUUAUUAUUUUCUAUUGAAAAAAAUUUGUAAUUCAUUGAUGAAAAAAUUAAAUUUCAAAAAUUAGAAUAUUUUGAAACAGUGAAAUUUUUUUUCGAAAAAUUGAGAUUUUUUACAAAUUUACGGAAUAGUUGUAUUAGCGAUAAAAAAUCUGAAGUUUUGAAAAUUAGAAUAUUUUGAAACAGUACAUUUUUCUGGAGCAAAAAAAAGAAAAUUUUAAUUUCAGGUCGAAAAUUCGAAAAAACCAGAAUCCCAAGAAUCAUCAGCUGCAGCACCGAUAAAAACCGAGCGAAAAUCGCUGGCUUCUCGACUGACUCGAAUCGAUAAAUCGGGAAAUUCGAUUGAAAUUGGAGCAGCUGGAGAUUCGAGCUCCGAUCGAAAAAGACAACGAUCUCAAACUCCGCCAUUUUCAAAAGUUGUUGAUGAGAAGAGAAAUCGAUUGGAUUCGGAGAGAUUGAGAAGGUAAGGGGUUUUUGUUGAGCUGAAAUUUGAAAUUCUGGAAUUUUUCGAUGAUUUUCAACAAUUUUCAGACCUGAAACUGCGCUCAAAACACCGGAUGAUCUUUUUAUGAAAACGAAAACACUUCCAGCACUUUAUUAUGUACCAUUGACUGAUGAACAGGUUAGAAUUUGUGGGAUUUUUUUUUCCUUGAAAAAAAGUCAAAGAAAAUAUUGGGGAAAUUUCGAAAUAGUGAAUUUUUGAGUGGAAACUUGGUUUUUAAAUUUUUUUGUGUUUGAAACAGUGAAAUUUUUAAAAUUGGGGGUUUUUGAAUUUUUUGCAAAAAACACAUCAAUUAAUUAGAAUUUUAUUUUGGAAAAAUUCUGAAACAGCGAAUUUUUGAGCUUCGAAUAAUUUUUAAUAAAUUGUGAAUGACAAUAGCAUUGAAAUUCAAUUCCAAACAUUUUUUAUUAGAAAAUUUAGAAACAGUGAAUUUUUGAGAAUUGAAAACUCUGAAAUUUUUCAAAGUUCGACUUUUUUGAGGGAAAUUUUUUCGUAGUAGAAAAACCUAACUAACUGGAAAAUUUAGUCAAAAUUCGAUUUUCGAAAAAUUCUGAAGUUAUUCUCAAAUUUUUUAUUUAAAAAAUCUUGAAACAGUGAACUUUUGAGAAUCCUCGACAUUUUACGUUUCAGAAAAAGUUUAACCUAAUUAACUAUUCAUUUAACUAUUCAGACUUUGAAUUGAAACAUUUUUAAAUAUAAAUGAAUAUUUUGAUACCUGAAACUGAAUCCUUGAAAAUCAAAAAAUUGAUUUUCAGAAGUUUUUGUUGAUUUUUUUUCAAGAAAAUUUUAAUUAUUGUAUUGUUCAAAUUGAAAAUCAGGCUGCGAAUAAUAUUAUCAGAAAUUCUUGCAACAGUGAAUUUUUUUUUCAAUUUAGGGUGUUUUUCACUGCAAAAUUACGGUAAUUUUCAGAGUAUUCUGAAUUCUUCUGGAACUUCUUGAGAACUUUAGAAAAAAUCGAUUUUUUCAAAAGUUCCUUCAGUGCGAAAAUGCAAGAAAGUCAUAUAGAUUUUCAUUUAAAAAAAUACGUUCGAAAAUUUUUGAAACAUAAAAUUUGCAGGUUGCCGAAAAAAGAAAAACGCCGCGCAAAUCUGGCCUCAAAUUCAAGCGCAUCUCGAAAUUCAGACAGAGACAGACCGCGCCGCCGUUAUGACUAAAUUUGAAAUUUUUCCCCUCCCAGAAAUUGCCAUUUUCUCCUUUCUCAUUGAAUUAUUUUGCUGGCGUUUUUUCCCCGUGUGUAUCUAUUCCUCCGUAUUAUCGCUCUCUCUCUCCUUUUGUUAUUAUUUAUUUAUUAUUAUUUUAAAAUUUUUCACAAAAAUUCCUCCCAAUCUUUUUUAUUUUUGUCAGGAAUUAUGAUCUUCAUUCUCUGUUUUUAUCAUCAUAAACUUUUUUCAAAAUUGUUUCAAUGUGGCCCAGAAAAACAGUGAAAACCUAGGCCAGUGAAGCAAACGCGCUUCACCGAACAUCAUUUUUUUUCCGGAAAAGAAACUGGAAAUCACAUGUGCCUGUGCACAGGAUACAAUCGAUUUGAUGGCGGAAAGGACUUUUCACAAUUAUCUAGAUCUUCCACCAGAACUCAGAUCUUUUAUUAUUGAUUUUCUGGAAGAUAAAGAGAGGUCAGUUGAUUUUGUUUUGUAUUUGAAAAUGAACAAAUAAUUUGUCAAUAUACAGGUUUCACCUCAAAAAAAUGCUCAAAAAUCUGUCAUGAAGAAGUCAGAAAAUCGAUUCCAUUUACCGAUUUAGCAUGGCGAUCUUUUCUUAACAAACAAGGUUCGAGAAAAAAAGACGAGGGUUCGAUUGAUUUGAAUUUGAAUAUUGGUUAUGGAAUUGAUACGCUGCGAAUUUGGAAAGAGAUCGGAAAUCAGGAAGGGGAAGGAUAUAUUUAUGAGCAAAUGUGAGAUUUGAAUUUAUUGAAAUUGAAAAAUGUGGAUGGCUUAAAACAGAAAUUCCAGUGCAGAGUUAAAUGAAUUUUAAAAAAACACUAGUUCGUAAGCCGCGUGCGGCUGUGCGUCGCGGUCGGGAGGAAUCCAUGAAUUAUUGAUUGUAUCCCGACCGCGACGCAUAGCCGCACGCGACUGACGAAGUAAAAAUCUUUGAACGCGUGCGGUUUGCAACGCGUAUAAAUUUCCAAAAUGAAAUAUUGUCUAGUUUGAACAUGAAAUAGAAUGUACUUAAAACUAGAGAUUUGUUUCGUCAGACUAGACAAUUUUUAAUUGGGGCUGCCGAAAACAAUAAAAACCAGUGCAUAGCUUUGUCAGCCGCACGCGACUGACAAAGUAAUAUUGUUUUUUUUUUCAAAAUUCAAUUUUUCAAAUUUACAGGUCAAAUAAAUCGUUUGUACAUAAAAAGAAGCUUGUUCCCGUUUCUGAUUUGGUGGAAUAUGCGAGAAAUCGAUUAUUCAAAAUGUUGCAAAAAUAUCAGAGAACAAUCCGGCAUUUUUGUGCAACAGGAUAUUUGUUUCAAAUUUCUCCCGACAUGAAUUUUGAUGCAAUAUUCAGUUUGCCGAAAAUCCAAAGUUUCGAAAUAAUCAGCGCUAGAAGUGAUGCAACAAAAAUGCUGGAAUUGGUGUCGAAGAUUUCUCCAAGUUUGGAAUUCUUAAAAAUCAAAGAUCAUUUCAAAAUUCCCAAUUUUCAAUUGAAUGUCGAGAAUUUGUCAGCGGAAAUAGUUGAAAUCCCGUGUGAUUGUAAUAUUUUGAAAGCAGAAGAUGUUGUUAGAAUUGUGAGAGCUUGGCAAAACGGAUCGAAAAAUAUUGUGCAUUGGACUUUCAGAAAUAUUGAUUUGCCUGAUUUCGCUCCAAAACUAUUCAAGUUACUAGGUUUACCUUAUACACCGAAAGUUCGUGAGGGAUCUGGAAUUCUUCACAAUUAUCGACAAAGGAUUGAUGAUCGAAGGAAUAUCGAAAUAAUGUUCCCAUCUUCAGAAUUAUAUUUGUAUUCGAGAUUUUUUGAAAGAGAUCAAGCAUACAAAUCGUCCAAGUCUCCGAAGGUUUUUCAAAUUCAUAGCUUGUUGCCACAAAAAUUCCACAAAUCAUUAAAAUUAUAA
Molecule: messenger RNA, 6714 nt
Organism: Caenorhabditis angaria
Lineage: Eukaryota; Metazoa; Nematoda; Chromadorea; Rhabditida; Rhabditidae
Source: the annotation of a GenBank genome assembly